AUGUCUACCUGUAAUAGUGGUACAUGUACCUGUAUUGCCAACUAUUAUGAUGGUGGUGACACCUGUGUAGCAAAGGUUGUAGCCAAUGGUAAUUGUGCUGGUUUACCUACUGAUGCAUGUCGGGAAAACUCUGUCUGUACCAAUAAUAAGUGUACCUGUAACACUGGUUACUAUGACAAUGAUGGCAGUGGAAGUUCUGGUGUCUGUGUGCAAAGAAUCAAGGCUGGAGAGACAGGUUGUACUGGUGUUAUACCCAAUGAGUGUACAGACAUGUCUACCUGUAAUAGUGGUACAUGUACCUGUAUUGCCAACUAUUAUGAUGGUGGUGACACCUGUGUAGCAAAGGUUGUAGCCAAUGGUAAUUGUGCUGGUUUACCUACUGAUGCAUGUCGGGAAAACUCUGUCUGUACCAAUAAUAAGUGUACCUGUAACACUGGUUACUAUGACAAUGAUGGCAGUGGAAGUUCUGGUGUCUGUGUGCAAAGAAUCAAGGCUGGAGAGACAGGUUGUACUGGUGUUAUACCCAAUGAGUGUACAGACAUGUCUACCUGUAAUAGUGGUACAUGUACCUGUAUUGCCAACUAUUAUGAUGGUGGUGACACCUGUGUAGCAAAGGUUGUAGCCAAUGGUAAUUGUGCUGGUUUACCUACUGAUGCAUGUCGGGAAAACUCUGUCUGUACCAAUAAUAAGUGUACCUGUAACACUGGUUACUAUGACAAUGAUGGCAGUGGAAGUUCUGGUGUCUGUGUGCAAAGAAUCAAGGCUGGAGAGACAGGUUGUACUGGUGUUAUACCCAAUGAGUGUACAGACAUGUCUACCUGUAAUAGUGGUACAUGUACCUGUAUUGCCAACUAUUAUGAUGGUGGUGACACCUGUGUAGCAAAGGUUGUAGCCAAUGGUAAUUGUGCUGGUUUACCUACUGAUGCAUGUCGGGAAAACUCUGUCUGUACCAAUAAUAAGUGUACCUGUAACACUGGUUACUAUGACAAUGAUGGCAGUGGAAGUUCUGGUGUCUGUGUGCAAAGAUUGCUUGCUUUGAAUUGCUCUAAAUGGUGGUGUCCUGAAGGUUGA
Molecule: messenger RNA, 1071 nt
Organism: Ylistrum balloti
Lineage: Eukaryota; Metazoa; Mollusca; Bivalvia; Pectinida; Pectinidae
Product: prion-like-(Q/N-rich) domain-bearing protein 25
Exons: 9
Coding region: 1-1071 (356 amino acids)
Source: RefSeq, a predicted model, not a curated record